UCUUCAAACUUGACCAUUCUUUUCUUGACAGGAGACAUUUCAUCACAAAGAGAUUCAGAGUCAGUAUCCAUCACAGCUGCUUUGUUUUUGCCUUUUUUCUACUCUGUAACUGAAGGUAGCCGUCGCUGUACCAUUGCUGUUCCUCAGCUUGUGCUGUCAAGAAGGAUCGAAGUCAUGAGCCAUUGUACGCCCAAGCCAAAGUGUCCAGGUUGCCAUCAGGAAGUUGCCACGAGCUCGAAGGCACAGUGUGUUCCCUGCAAAUUGUGUUCCAAAGUCAAACGUCGUGUGUUUCGCUUCUGCUGGGAUUGUCAGCGAGAGUGGCCACAGAGCGCUUCAUCUAGCAGCAGCUGCACACUGCAGAACUGUGCUCUCCGGGCUGCUCUGCUCUCCAGCAAGCGAAUCAAGGAUCACAACAGUUCAGCAUUCGGAUGUCCCUAUUUCAGGGCCUGUCCUAGAUGCAACGCUCUGCUCACACACAAUGGACAAGGCUGUCCCAACAUUGAAUGCCCCAAGUGCGGAACAGAAUUCUGCUUUCGUUGUCUUCAGCUAAGUGACUUUUGCCCAGGCACGCUAGAUUCUAAUGAUUCAUCGGAUGAAGAGGAGUUUGUUGAAGGUGAACAAAGUUGUACUAUAGUGGAUAAUAACCAGAGUCUGGUAUCAAUUCCUUAAAGGGAUCAGCCUGUAAGAGGUCAAAUCGAAAUCAGUCUCCUGGAGCAAAGCUGAAAAAAAAGUAUUUUACACGUUUUUUAAUGAAAAGAUACUAAAAAAAUGUUCAAUUGAAUCAUUUAUUGACGUGUAAUUAUACAUGAGUUCUGUGUGCAAAAGUAAAUGUUCGUAAAACAAAUCUGGAACAUUUUGACAUGUAACCUACGUAUUAAAGAGAAUUAAAAUUAA
Molecule: messenger RNA, 894 nt
Organism: Silurus meridionalis
Lineage: Eukaryota; Metazoa; Chordata; Actinopteri; Siluriformes; Siluridae
Exons: 3
Coding region: 175-669 (164 amino acids)
Molecular function (GO): zinc ion binding
Source: RefSeq, a predicted model, not a curated record